AUGAGGGAUCCAGUGCCAACGGAGUUUGGCAUGCCCGAUGGCACUGGCAGACGAGGCAUUGUGGAUGAGUUUGAGCAGGCAUCCGUGGCCGGAGAGGGGGACUUCCCGGAGGGGCCCAAUGCCGGGCCUGUGGAGCUGCCGGCAGCUGAGAUGGGCAGCCUGCCAGAUCUGGCCAAGAUCCUGUCAGAGCUGUCGCCCUUCCAGAGGGACCGCGCAGCCGCGCAGGUGUUGCGGCCGGGGUAUAUACGAAAACUGCUGGAGAUCUUCAGGCAAUGUGAAGAUUUGGAGGACGAGGAGUCGCUGCGGCACAUGUACUUCAUCGUGCGGGGGGCCAUCAUGCUUAACGACGCCGCCCUGCUGGAGGCGUUCCUGUCCGAGGAAAAUGUCAUGGAUACGGUGGGGGCGCUGGAGUAUGAUCCGGAGCUGCCGGAGCAGCAGAGGCACCGCGCCUUCCUGCGCGACAAAGUGGUGUUCAAGGAGGUCGUGCCAAUCGCAGACCCGGGCCUGCGAGCCAAAAUCCACCAGACCUACCGCCUCGCGUACCUCAAAGACGUGGUGCUGCCGCGGGUGCUGGACGAUGCCACGUUCGCCACCUUCUCCUCGCUCAUCCUCUUCAACAAUGUCGAGGUGGUUAUGGCGCUGCAGAACGACGCGCGUUUCCUGCCGGACCUGUUUGAGCGGCUCAAGGCGACGGGGCCGGGGGACGAGGGGUGGCAGGAUCAGGUGAUGAUGAGGGUGCUGAAAGACGGCUCAGAUGAGUUGAGACAGCGCGCCACAGAUGUGCUACUCAGCGCGGUGCAGCACGAUGCGACCCCCUUUAGGGACUUCUUCACAAAGCAGCCUGAAACAGACCAGUUCCAGCUGCUUCUAAGGCCCUUGUUAAGUGGCGGUGACGUGGGCCUCCAAGAGAGCGUGCUGGAGAUCUUGAGAGCGCUGCUGGACCCCUCCACCAUGACUCUCAAGGCAGAGAGCAACCACUUCCUGGAGCUGUUCUACGACAAGUACAUAGCCCAGCUCAUAGCCGUGCUGUCGGACGCGUGCGAGCCGGGCCGGCAGCAGUCGGACGCGCCCGGCGCCGCCCCCUCGGCCCUCGCGCUCAUCGUGGACCUGCUCUGCUUCUGCGUACAACAGCACUCCUACCGCAUAAAGUACUAUGUGCUGCGCAACAACGUUGUGGAGAAGGUCCUCAAGUUACUAAACCGGCGUGAGAAGUGGCUGGUGGUGGCGGCCGUGCGGUUCCUGCGAACCUGCAUCGGCCUCAAAGACGACUUCUACAACCGCUACCUGGUGCGCAACAACCUGUUCGAGCCGGUUUUGGCCACGUUUUUGGCGAAUGGCGAGCGCUACAAUCUGCUCAACAGCGCGGUGCUGGAGAUGGUGGAGUACGUGCGCAAAGAGAACAUCAAGCCGCUGAUCAGUCACCUGGUGGAGCAGUUUGGGGGGCGCCUGGCCGGCUGCGACUACGUGGACACCUUCCGCAACCUCAAGCUCAAAUACGAGCAGAACCAGGAGUGGGGGGCGGCUGGCGAGCACGAUGCGCUGCCGACGCCAUCAACGGUGGCCGCGCAGCACGCUUUGGCUGAGUCGCGCCAGCGAAGAGACGAGCGCUCACUUGACAAGGACGAGGAGGACUACUUCAGCAAGGAGGACGAUGACGAGGAUGAUGGCAGCGGCGGCGCGGCGGCUGGCGUGAGCGGCCGGGUCGCUAAUGGCGUCGCGCAUCCCAUGGGGUCCGUUACGGGCACCUUCUCGCUUCGCUCCCUGGUUGACUACGACGAUGACGAGGACGAGGACACUGCCGACGGCGACAAAGGCAUGCAGAAGCGGGGGCCCAAGCCGGCGCGACAGCCCGGCUCGCCACUCAAGCGGCCGCGGCUGUCCAUAACCCAGAGCGAGGCCGUUCGGCUCUGGCGCUGUUCGCCCAGAUGACGGCUGUGCCUAAUUGGCGCUGCCGCCCUGGCCUACAACGGCAAUCCCCCCCUCGCCAGAUCCGCCAAAUUUGGCACCCUCUGCGGCUGUUGCAAUGGCGCGCAGUCCCCCGGCAAGGCAGCCGGCCUGCCAAAGAUGCAGCCAGGGCAAUGCUCUAAGCGAGUGCUGCAGGCAGUUCACAUGCAGCAAUCUCUGCGCGAGGCUUGUGCGCUGCGCUGUGCACUGCCGGAUGUAUAGAUACUUGCUGCAGCUGCUUGCAUUUGCAAGUCAGUCAGGCUGCUGAACAGAUUGUGUCAGCUCGCUAAGGCAAGAGAGAUUUUAGGGGGGUAGGUUGAUGCCAGCUGGAUGCGCAAAACACCUUGUUUACAUGAGUGGCUCUCUCUGCAGAAAUGAUGAAUGUCUGUACAUGUCUGUCAUCAGAACGGAGUUUGUAUGCUUUCUGGCCAAACGAUUGUUGCCAGCAGAUCUUUCUCAUGUCAAUACCUCAAAUUUGACAGAGUGCAAUAAAUCAGACUGUUUUUGCACAACCAACGGUGGGGCCUCAGAGGGUUGUGAUACGUGACUUUAGGGAAAGGGCGUCCGGAAGAUUAGAUGGGAUUUCUGCCCAGUCAAAGUCAUCACAGAUCCUGGAGUGAUGAGCACCUGACAUCAAGAGCGUCUUGUGCGCGCUGGAAUGUGUUGUGUACACUGCUGGUGCCUGCUUCUCAUGCCUCAUGGCAACGUGCAGCAAUCAGAGCGAGCAUUCAGCCUGUUGCUGCGCGAUUGAAUUUUGCACCAGCAGCAUUAGGGGUGAAGAUGUCGAGCAGAAGUUGCAUGCAGACCCAACAGCCUGACAACAAUGGACCGGGGGUUCCCAUGACCAGGAUGCAUUUUGGUGAGGUUGUUCAAAUGUGUAAAUUAGCCGACAUCCUUGAAACAGGCUGCUUACAAGAUCACGCUGGUUUUUCUGAGUAUAGCCUGUGAAGAGUCUAUCAACCAUCUGUUCCACUGUGAUCGUGUGAAAGUAGUAAAGACUCGAACACAGAGCACUUAUUUUGAUCAUAAGAUGUUGCAUACGCCAUGUAAACCAUCACAGCA
This is a messenger RNA of Coccomyxa subellipsoidea C-169, 3006 nucleotides long. Its product is annotated as DUF625-domain-containing protein. The coding region runs from base 1 to 1929 and encodes 642 amino acids. Gene Ontology annotation, cellular component: protein phosphatase 4 complex; nucleoplasm. The transcript is spliced from 15 exons. Gene Ontology annotation, molecular function: protein phosphatase activator activity. Gene Ontology annotation, biological process: protein dephosphorylation. NCBI's taxonomy places the organism in Eukaryota, Viridiplantae, Chlorophyta, Trebouxiophyceae, Coccomyxaceae. The record is from RefSeq and is a predicted model, not a curated record.